GAAUGCAUACAAGACCCGAGUUACUUGGGCCCCGUUGUAAACAAGGCCACCAGCGCCCAUCUGUAGUAAACCAACACAGCAGGUUUUCCGCCACAUUUCAGUCAUUUGAGGAGAACGCCAACUUGGUGAGAUGAUAGCCGCUGCAACCGCUUUAUGUGGAACGGUGUCGGUCCAAGCCAAGAUACUGCGCCCUGGGCUUGGCUAACCGGUGAGGAUGCCCUGCUCUAAUCCUACGAUGCUUAAAGGAACGUGAAGACCUGGUGGGAAAACGUUGGUGUUGUGCACAUCACGGAUCCACUACCAGUCUACCCGAAUCUGCCACCACCAUGAUGGCACCUCUCCUCUCCACCAUGCUGUUCGCAGCCACUGCAUCAGCCCAAGUCACAACCUCCUUCUGGAUGCCCUCGAACGGCCUAGGAACAGACAACAUCGGUUUCGUCGGCUCUGUGAUCAACGCCAACGAGACCCAUACCACCGUCGCCGUCGACUAUGACGAAGGAACCGAUAAAUCCGCACUCAGCAUAGGUGUCGAUGGUCCCCAAACCAUGACCAUAGGUCCCAAAUUCUUCGGAACCACAAUCGACGUCGGCUUUGCUGCCAAUGGGGGAAACGCCGAAGAUGACGAAGAAGACUCCUACUCACUUGACUGCUCCUGGCCGACCCCCGAGGAAGCAGGGUCGAACCGUACAUGCAUAGUGUCUUACCCUCCGGAGCUCGCUAGGCUUCUCUGCCAGAACACCGUUUACCUCUCGACAAGUGAAGACGUUUGGACGAGAACACACACCUAUCCUGCGCGAGGCUCGGAACCCGCAGGUACUGAGACUAUAAGGCAGACUUUUACCUAUGGCUAUGGCUCUGCUGUGUCCUCCGUCUCCCAGCCGGCCUAUUGCAGUGAGAGUGGUACGCCUGAAGAGCCUUACGUUUCUGAGGUGGAGGUCCCUGCGACGCAAUUCGGAACUUACUACCUUGUUAUCACUGCGGGAACGGAGAAGUUGGAAGCUACUGCUGCGGCUACACCGACUAUGUCUAGCGCCCUGUCUACGAAUGCUCCUACGAAUGAGACGAGUGCUUCUGGGACUGCGCCCUUGCCUGAGGUGACGGAGGCUGGUGCGCCGAUGAUCAGGGGUGCGCCGCUCUUGGCAGGACUUGGUGCUGCUGCUGCUGCGUUCUUUGUUUAGUUUAUGAGCUUGAGGAACGAGGUAGGAUGGGAUGGAUUAGCAUGGGAUGGAUUAGCAUGGGAUGGAACGCUCGUUUGGUAACUUGUAAUGCAACUCCCAGUUCCGUGUAGUACGACACACUGGGUAAUGAUACCCAUUGGUUUGCCUCCUUUCGCACCAGAACCUGCUACUAGCGCCCUUUUCUAG
This is a messenger RNA of Alternaria rosae, 1364 nucleotides long. RefSeq lists its product as uncharacterized. The transcript has a single exon. The record is from RefSeq and is a predicted model, not a curated record. Lineage: Eukaryota; Fungi; Ascomycota; Dothideomycetes; Pleosporales; Pleosporaceae. The coding region runs from base 327 to 1178 and encodes 283 amino acids.